Messenger RNA from Erpetoichthys calabaricus (reedfish), 2055 nucleotides. RefSeq names its product gap junction protein alpha 10 b (gene gja10b). The transcript is spliced from 2 exons. The coding region runs from base 184 to 1710 and encodes 508 amino acids. Gene Ontology annotation, biological process: cell communication. The record is from RefSeq and is a predicted model, not a curated record. Gene Ontology annotation, cellular component: connexin complex. NCBI's taxonomy places the organism in Eukaryota, Metazoa, Chordata, Cladistia, Polypteriformes, Polypteridae.
GACAAAGAACAUCGCUUCGUUGGCAUGACAGAAAAGACAGCACUGCAAAAAGAGCUUUUGGCUGCCUUAUUCCAGAAUGAUGUAAAAGCUGAGGGGAAUUUUGAAAAACACCAAGGCUUUUGAAAGAAGUUUAUCCAGUCAUAGAAUGAGUAUUAAACAGGGCGAAGAGAUGUGGAAGUGAACAUGGGGGACUGGAACUUGCUUGGGAGUAUCUUGGAGGAAGUUCACAUUCACUCCACUAUCGUAGGGAAGAUCUGGCUAACAAUCCUCUUUGUUUUCCGUAUGUUGGUCUUGGGGGUGGCAACAGAGGAUGUCUGGGAUGAUGAGCAGUCCAAGUUCAUCUGUAACACAGAGCAGCCAGGUUGCAGGAAUGUCUGUUAUGAUAAAGCCUUCCCCAUCUCCCUCAUCCGAUAUUGGGUUUUGCAGAUCAUCUUUGUGUCGUCGCCUUCCUUGGUGUACAUGGGACAUGCACUUUACAGAUUAAGAGCUUUGGAAAAAGAGCGACAGAAGAAGAAGGCACAACUGCGAGCAGAACUGGAAGAACUUGAGCCUCUACUGGAUGAAUACAGGAAGCUUGAGCGGGAGCUCAGAAAGCUCGAAGAACAGAAGAAGGUUAAUAAAGCACCUCUGAGGGGAUCCCUGCUGCGUACCUAUAUCUUUCAUAUCCUAACUAGAUCUGUUCUUGAAGUUGGUUUUAUGGUGGGCCAGUACAUUUUAUAUGGAUUUCAGCUGGAUUCUGUCUAUAAAUGCACCAAGAUGCCAUGUCCAAAUACUGUGGAUUGUUUUGUGUCAAGACCUACAGAAAAAACCAUAUUCAUGGUAUUUAUGCACAGCAUUGCUGCUGUUUCACUAUUUUUAAACCUCUUGGAAAUAUCUCACCUGGGUGUUCGGAAAAUUAAACAGAGUCUGUAUGGGACCUCCCGAUGCCAGGGCGCAGAGGAUGACCUAAUCAUCAGUAAGUCAAAGAAAAAUUCCAUGGUCCAGCAGGUCUGUAUCUUGAGCAACUCUUCACCUCACAAAAUUAUCCCCUUAACUCAGACCAGCUACAAAAUAUUACCCGAAGGGCAGGCUGAUGCCCUUCCAAUUUAUCUGCCUCCUGCAGGCUUUCAAACAAUUCAUGAGCAAACUGAUGAAAAGGAUGAGGUGCCUAGACAAACCCCACCUGAGCGCAUUCAUUGUCAAGGUGAUGAACACCCAAGGAAGCUGGCAGAAUGUAGCCAGAGUCAGCAUCACAUCUUGCACCCUGAGAAGGGAUCUGAGAGGCGCAAUACCCUGGAGAAUCGUGAUCAUUCCUGCAGCAGUGAGGACUCCAACAAUAACAGAACACAUGUCAAUGGGAUUGGCUCCAAGAACAUACCUCACCCAGCCAAGGCAGCCAUCCAUUCCAGCCACAUGGAGAUCCCAGCGGCAGUACGCAAUGCAUUACGCAAGCACAGUCGUGUCAGUGUUUGCAAGGACUAUGGGGAAGACCGCAGCGACUCCCCAGACAGCGGCCACUACCCUUCCACAAGGAAGGCAAGCUUCAUGUCGAGAGUAGUUUCUGAGAGCAAGCUGCCCAGUCGAUCAGGAAGCCCGGAGUCAAGGAGUGGUUCCAGCUCAGAAUCCAAGCGCCUUGGGAAAGGAGAAAGUCCUCCGAUCACACCCCCUCCAGCAGGCCGGAGGAUGUCAAUGAGCAUGCUGCUUGAGCUUUCUUCCAUUAUGAAAAAAUGAAAAAUGAAUCAGGAAGUGACACUUGGCAAGAUGCAAGAAUGGCUAUGGAGGCUUUGGUAAAGCUGAUAUUACUUCAUCAUAUUUGUGUAUGCCUUUGUUAUAGUUAAAUACAUCAUAUGAAAUAGAAAUACUGCUUAUUGUUUGCGGUAGCCUUACACUUCAUUAUUCUACUUCUUUAUCCUGAUUUUUUUAAUACUCGCAUAACUGAAGAAUACUCAUAUUUUCCUGUUAUACCUUUGCUCAGUAAAUAACUGAUCACUGACUGCAGUUGUGAUGAUUUUGUUUUUGGAGAGUUUUAAUUUGAACUACAUUUUAAAUUAAAAUGUAACAGAAUACUGAAAUGUA